GAGGUCAGAAGGCGCGAAUCGCGCUCGCGCGUGCUAUUUAUGACGUCGACAAAUCAGACAUGGUCUUUCUAGACGAUGUGCUGUCAGCGGUGGACGGCCAUGUGGCUCAGUGCAUCAUCCAGGACGUGAUCUUGGCUCAAUGCAAGUUCAGAGGGCGCACUUGCGCUCUCGUGGCGAACACGUUCCUGCCGCUGAUCCUUCCUCACGCCGACAGCGUUGUCGUGCUGACUGAGGGGGGCCGGGUCGAGGUGGCGGGACACCCGAAAACCGCGAUGCUGGAAAGCCAGUGGCUACGCCAGGUUGUGGAGGCAAUGGGGGGGUGCGAGAUCGACGAGAUCCGCGACGGGGUGAAUUGCAUGGGUGAUUCACGGUGCGAUGGCAAGGCGAGCAGGCACGACAUGGCAUUGCACCAGCGGGCCAAGGAGGAUUCAAGACCGAAGCAAUUGAGCGUGGAUGUCAUGCAGCGAAGAGGGUCGGCAGACGGAUCCUUGCAUGUUGCCGAGGAGCGCCGUGUGGGUGUGAUGGACUUGAGGGCCUACGCGGCAUACUUCCGGCAAGCGACGCCCAGCCGGAGUUUGAGCGCAGGUCUUGCGACAUUUGCAGUGGUGGUCGUCUUGGUUGCCCUGGCGGAGGCCUGCCGCACCUCGACGGAGCUGUGGGUCAUGUUCUGGGUGCAGCAGGCGUCGCGCGGCGGCGAGAACGGCAAGGGCUUCUGGAUCGGGAUUUACUCGUCGCUGCUGGUUGCCAUCUUCACCUGGGCCGUGGCCGCCAUAGGCAGGCAGACCCACGGCAGGAUCGUCGACAAGGUGCUGGGCGCCUCGGUGCCCCUGUACUUCGACGUCACGCCCCUGGGGCGGAUCCUCAACCGCUUCUCGAAGGACCUGGACGCGCUGGACCUGCAGCUGCCCGAGAUGAUGUCGGAGUUCUUCCAGGGCUUCGCGUAUGUUUUAGCAACCGCGGUCAUUUUCGUCAGCACCUCCUACUGGCUGAUCGCGUUCAUCGUCCCCCUGUUUUUCGUCUUCGUGCGCAUCCGCAAGAUCUACAGCACGACCGCCCGCGAGCUGAAGAGGCUCGAGGCGAUCACGCGGAGCCCGCUGUACGUGCACUUCUCGGAGACGAUGGCCGGUCGGGUGCACAUCCGCGCCUUCUCUCUGACGCAGCAGAUGCUCGAGGAGUUCGAGACCAGGGUGGACAGGAACGCACGGAUAUUCAUCCACCAGUACGCUCUGGUGCCCUGGCUGAUCUACCGCGUGAACAUUCGGGGCCCGGGAGACGCGGCCCUCAUCGGGCUGUGCCUCGCCUCGGGCGCGGGGCUCAUCGGGAAGCUGCACGGCACGGUGACGUUCUCGAUCGAGACGGAGCAGGCGGAGCCGCGUUGCCGGCUCGGCGUUCUCGCGGGCUGGCCCGAGCACGGAGAGGUUGCCUUCGAAGACGUGCGGAUGCGGUACCGCCCAGGCCUGCCUCUCGUGCUGGACGGCGUCUCCUUCCGAGUGGGCCCAGGGCAGAGGGCCGGCAUCAUCGGCCGCACGGGCUCCGGGAAGUCCUCCUGCACGAAGGUGCUGCUUCGCCUGGUGGAGCCGUGCGGGGGCCGGGUCCUCCUGGACGGCGUGGACGUCUCGCAGGUGCCGUUGUCGGUGCUCCGCGGGCAGGCGCCUCCUCCUCCUCCUCCUCCUCCUCCUCCUCCUCCUCCUCCUCCUCCUCCUCCCUCCUCCUCCUCCUCCUCCUCCUCCUCCUCCUCCUCCUGCUCCUCCUCCUCCUCCUCCAGUUUUUUCGUCCUCCUCCUCCUCCUCGUGAUCGUGCUCUUGCUCUUGCUCUUGCUCUUCGUAGUCCUCCUCCUCCUCCUGCUGCUGCUCCUGCUCCUCCUCCUCCUCCUCCUCCUCCUCCUCCUCCUCAUCAUCAUCAUCAUCAUCAUCAUCAUCAUCAUCAUCAUCAUCAUCAUCAUCCUCAUCCUCGUCCUCCAGCUCCUCCUCCUCCUUGUCCUCGUCGUGACUCCUACUCAUCUUGCCUCCUCCUCCUCCUCCUCUCCUCCUCCUCCUCCUCCUCCUCCUCCUGCUCCUCCUCAUCGUCACCGUCGUCUCUCCGAAAUCACAUCUCUCCGAAAUCAUCUUGGUUCGAGGCCUGAGCCUCCUCAGGGCCCGCUCGCCGCCUCCUCCUAUAGCGGAGCGGCCAGCGCGCGCGGGCGCGCGCCGAGGGAGGCCAUGGGAGACGUGAAGCCCGGGGAGGUGGAGGAGAGUUCUGCCGGACCAACCGCUUGGACGAGAAGGCGAUCCAGAACAUGCUGGGGGAGCCCCCGCACAUCCAGCGCGUCGUCAUGGACCGCGGCCCCGUCGCGGACUGCAGAAACCCGAGCUCGGCUCUGAUCGGCCGCAUUCGCGACGCGAAACUGGAGACCAAGUAUGGUGCCGGAGGUGCUGGAGGCUCCACCAGCAGCGACACAGCGAGGUCCCGUUCGGCCGGCAUGGGCGGCGGGCUGGCCGGCCUGGGCGUCGAUCGCGCGGUCUCGUUCCAUCCAGUCUCGGCGGCGGGCUGGCCGGCUACGGCGGCGUUGGAGCCGUCUGGGGGCCUGAGGUGGUCCAGCAUUGGCUCCAGCCAGCAAGAAGGGCGGGCAGGUUCGAGGCUCUGAGUUCGGGAGAGUUUGUUCGCUUUUUUUCGACCCCCAGGGGCCGCUUUCGGGCCCCGGGACCAUGAAAAAC
Messenger RNA from Prorocentrum cordatum, 2693 nucleotides. NCBI's taxonomy places the organism in Eukaryota, Dinophyceae, Prorocentrales, Prorocentraceae. The record is from the annotation of a GenBank genome assembly.